Messenger RNA from Cololabis saira (Pacific saury), 1053 nucleotides. It is a transcript of the gene ccdc167, whose product is annotated as coiled-coil domain containing 167. The transcript is spliced from 4 exons. Bases 75 to 392 code for a protein of 105 amino acids. The record is from RefSeq and is a predicted model, not a curated record. NCBI's taxonomy places the organism in Eukaryota, Metazoa, Chordata, Actinopteri, Beloniformes, Belonidae.
CUACUUCCGUACAGUCAGAGCUUCUGCUCUGUAACGUGGUUGUUUCACACAAGUUAGAGAUUUUUUACUUCACCAUGGAAAAAGUGAAAGACAAGACACGGGAGAAAUUCAGUGUCGCCUCCGAGAUUGACCGGUUGGAGGGCCGACGGAGCCGUUGCCAGGGCAACCUGGAGAGGGCGGAGUUUAAGAGCCGGAAAGAGCAGCUGUCUGAGAAGGCGAGACAAGAACUGGAAGAUGAAAUGGCAAUUAUAAAUGACCAAAUGAAAAAAUUAGACAAGGAGCUGAAGUUGUUGAGAGGAGAAAACCGGAAGAACAUGGUUCUGUCAGUCGCUCUGCUAGCUGUCAGCGCUCUCUUCUACUAUAUUUUUUUCUACGACGAGGACGAGGCAUGACAUCAGUCAGGAUCUUGAAGGAACCUUCCAGUCAUGUCAACCUCAUGAGAUUGUUGUUAUGAGAUGGUUGUAUGAGGUCUCAGUACCGAACACAUGAAAAGGAGAGUCCUGUUCAUGCUAUGUACUUCCAUUCUCCUCCAGAUGGCAUCAAUGCCUUUUCCAUAGUGCCAACUGGAUUUAACAGGUGCAACCUAAACCCUACACAAUUUUAUAAACUAAUCUCCAUACAGGCAGUGAUUUUCACAAAUGCUUUUGAGAACUGACAACUUUUCACAAGUCUGCUGGUCAGAUUUGCUUGUCAAAUCAGAUAUGUCAGUGUUUCCCAACCCUGGAUGUUUUAGAUGUCUCCUUUCAUCAACACUCCUCAUUCAGAUUAAUAGUCAUGAUCAAGGGCUGCACAAGGCUGUUAAUGACACAGUCCUUUUUUCAGGGUGUGGUGAAGCAGGAAAAUAUGUAAUACAUGCAGGACAGUGCCCUGAGGAACAGGGUUGGGAAACACUUUUUUUUCUAUCUUUUGUCAGCUUGUAUAUUCCCUCAGUUCUAUGUUAUUGUUUACGUCAUUGCAGUUCAGCAUGUCCCCCAAUGAACCAGCUGAAUGUUAAGUUUGCCUUACGGUCUUCAGUACAAUUGCAAUAAAUGUUUUAUUUUGUCUUCACAGUGA